AUGAAUUUGACCCCAGAUCAGCCACCAGCUCAACUCCUUGACAUCCUCAGCGAUCUGGGAGUAAAGUACGAGCUUCAGAACCGGAGCCAUGAUACCGAGUCUGCCGGUUCAGACCGGUUCAACUACUCCUUUUUCCCGGACAAUGAUGCUCUGGAGUGGCAGCUCUUCCUCACCAUCCGUGAGCCGGGCACCAUUGCCCUGACCGUCCUCUACAGCCUGUCCUUUCUGGUGGGUUUCCUUGGCAACACCAUGUCCAUCAAAGUUCUGUUGGGUCAUCGUGGCAGUGAGCGGUUAUCGGGCUCCAGCGCCACACGGUGUCUUCUGAUCAACCUGGCGGUGUGCGAUUUGGCCGUGGUGUGCGUGUGCAUGCCAGUAACACUCGGGUACCGCAUUUACACUGUGUGGCUGUACGGUGACUUUUUGUGCCGCGCGGUACCCUUUACCCAGGCUGUCUCCGUCUCGGCCAGCGUCCUCAGCAUCACCGUCAUCAGCGUCAGCCGCUAUUACAGUGUCCGUUUCCCCCUGCGCUCCCGAUCCUGCUUCACGAGACGCCGUAUCCUGGCAACGGUCGCUGUGGUGUGGGUGGUAUCCUCAGUGAUUUGCGCACCCGUUGCCGUGGUGACGCGACGGGAUGAGGUGGGGCUGAUUGAAGGUUUGCCCAUCAUUCUGCCCGUCUGCAGUGAGGUAUGGCCCCAGCCACGGCUACGGCAGGCCUACAACAUCUUGCUCUUUGGCGCCCUCUACUGCCUCCCUGUAACGUUCAACCUUAUCCUGGCCUUCCUCACGGGCCGAAGGUUGCGGGGAGCAGGAUCUGGGAGCCAGUUCUCCGAACUUGACCCCCGCUCACAGGCGCUACAUGCGGCCAGGUUACGGAGGCGCAAGCAGAUUGCCCACAUGGUGGCGGCAUUGGUGAUGGUUUUUGCUGUCUCGUGGCUUCCGCUUUACGUAUCGGACAUCUGGCUGGACCAAGGACAGCGGAGGCCUCCAGAAUGGCUCCUUCAGACCAGACCCUUUGCCCAGUGGCUGGGACUGACCAAUUCCUCCCUCAACCCAUUCUGUUACUGUUUCGUAGGUGACCUGUACCGCUCGGCUAGGGCGAUACGCUUACGUUACCACCAGAGGAUGGAGUUUGGGGGUUCGUCCUCGGCGUCAGCCCUCGCUCUGGCCUCCCUGCCUAAACUCCUCAGUCUUAAGUCCCAGGAGAAAGACCAAGUCAACGUGGAAAACGACUCCGAAACCACCGGAGGUCAGGCUUGGCCAGAGAAGUGUGCCCAAAAUACUCCGCUGCCAUGCCAGUUGGGGAUAGCGGAAGUGCCUGCAGCAUGUGGUAGCACGAAGGAGACAGUGGAUCAAACUGGUUUCUGA
Molecule: messenger RNA, 1365 nt
Organism: Chanos chanos (milkfish)
Lineage: Eukaryota; Metazoa; Chordata; Actinopteri; Gonorynchiformes; Chanidae
Product: neuropeptide FF receptor 1
Exons: 1
Coding region: 1-1365 (454 amino acids)
Biological process (GO): G protein-coupled receptor signaling pathway
Cellular component (GO): plasma membrane
Molecular function (GO): G protein-coupled receptor activity
Source: RefSeq, a predicted model, not a curated record